Molecule: messenger RNA, 630 nt
Organism: Mesorhabditis belari
Lineage: Eukaryota; Metazoa; Nematoda; Chromadorea; Rhabditida; Rhabditidae
Source: the annotation of a GenBank genome assembly
AUGAAGGUGAAAAUGUGCCUGCCGAAAGUGAUGGAAGUGCUUCAAAUGAACAAUUUGGGAUAUUGGGAAAAGAUUCGCAAAUUGAAACCGAUAAACGCUCGUUGCGGGAAAGUGCCCACGAAAUUGAUCCGGAAAUUCAUCGAAGAGUACGGACUGGAGUUCAAUCCUUUUGAGAUAUUUAGAAUCAAUCACCCGGAUCUCGAGGCUCCAUGGGUGCAAUGGCCGACGAUUUCGAUGCCCGAAAGGAUCGCCUUUAUGGACAUUAUUCAAAAAAAUAUCUCCGAAUCCCAAAUGAAAGACGAGAUUGAUCAGUGGGGAGCCAAAUUGGCUCCGAAAGUUAAGGAGAUGUUCGAUGUUUGGCAUGCAAAUUACACAAAAUCCCUGAAAAAGGGGCGCUUGGAAAUCGUGGAUUCGGUGGAGAAAAUCUCAAAAUCAAUCGAUGAAAUCGUUGAGCUGAGAAAAGAUUUCGAGUUGACUUUCGUCGAAGAGCACUCGAAAAUCGCGACAAUUCUGCGAAAAUUGACGAAACGACAACGACAUCUGUUACGCGAGGUCGCCUGGAUGGAGUUGAGGGUCCUCGACGAGUAUCCCUUUUCAAAUACGGUCUUCCCAAGCAAAUCGCUUAUCCGU